UGCAGGGAGUGUUUAUUCACAGUAUCUGGUUACAACAGGGUUUCUUGCAUUCCAAAACUGAGCAGUGCAGUGAGUCAUAAUUAAACAAAGUUAAGAGCGUGGUAUAGAUGUGCUUUUAUCAGUGAGUUUUCCCUAUUUAAAUUAAUUUAUGAACAUGAUCAAUUCUAUUUCAAAAUCUUAUCUUUUUUUCUUUGCUAGAUGGAGCCCUUAUGUUUCAGCAAGUGCCUCUUGUUGAAAUUGAUGGAAUGAAGCUUGUCCAGACCAGAGCUAUUUUAAACUACAUAGCAGCAAAAUACAACCUAUAUGGGAAGGACUUGAAAGAAAGAGCCAUGAUUGAUAUGUAUGUGGAAGGAAUCAGAGAGCUGAUGGACCUUCUUAUAAAGCAUCCAUUCUUGCCUUCUGCAGAAAAAGACAGCAACACUAAACUCAUCCAAACAAAGGCUAUAGACAGGUGCUUUCCAGUUUAUGAACAGGCCUUGGCUCAGAGUGGAGGGGGUUACCUCGUUGGUGGCCAGCUUACCAAGGCCGAUGUUCAGGUGUUUGAGGUUGUUUUGAUGGUUGAAGAAAAAUUACCUUCAAUUUUGUCCAGUUUCCCGCAGUUACAGGCUUUUCGAUCAAGAAUGAGAAAUGUGCCAGCCAUCCAGAAGUUCCUACAACCAGGCAGCCAGAGAAAAGCACAACCUGAUGACAACUAUGUGAAAAAUGUCAUGGAAGUUCUGAGGUUCUAAAGAAAAGUUAAAAGCAAUUGCUAGAAAAAGCUUUUAUUAUAUUAAAACAGACAGUUAUCAGUCUUACGUUGAUUAUUUUCUGUAACCUCUGCACUGAGCAUGCUGUUAUACACAAUAUAAAACUAAAACUACGUGUUUUGAUGUGUUAUACUGGUACCUGAGCUGUUUGUUUUGAGAUUUAAAAAAUUAAGUAAUAAUUAAGUUAUUAAUAUCCCCAGCAGUGGAGUGAAUGAUUCAUUUAUUUUGCAUUAGGAGUUAUUGGGCAAUUAAAGAUAUAUCUUUUGAACUUCUGUCCAAAGGAUGGGUCCCUGUCAGUGGGAAACCGGUCCCCUGAAAUGUUGAAAUUUACAUUUCAAUGCAGACAUUUCCAUUAUGUUACAUUUAUAGGCAACAUAUGAAACUUUUUUUUUUUUUUUUAUGGUAAACAACUAUUAUAGGCUUAGUAAACUGUGAUUGAAUUGUCAUGAGUGCCUUGUCGAUCAACUAGUAUUACUCUAGUUGUCAGCACUGAAUAUAAAAACAAGAAUAUCAAAGAUAAGCUUGAAACUUCAGUGAGGCGUGCAUUUACUGGACCUACUGCGCAAGCAACUGUUACCCAGCAUUUAAUGUAUAAUUUGCUUCAACAGCCUUUGGUAUGUGACUGUAACCCACAAAGAGGACAAUGAUUAAAAGGCAAGGAUAUGCACUGGACAUUCCCAGCGGUAUCUGUUGUGACCACGUGUACAAUUCCAAUCAUAAAAUAAUGUUUUUUCAAAGUUUAUUUUAAUAAGUUUAAUAGUAUUUCAUAUUUAAAAUUGAUUUAGAUCUUUGUUGGCUUCUUUAGCCAAAGUCUAGACAAGUUACUUUUAUUUUGUGCAUAAGAAACCUUUUUCAAACAAUCUUGCAGAAUAAUACAGCACUGCUUGCUGUAUGACCACUGCCUUUCUCUCUUUGUUGGCUCCUGUCAAUCAAACUAUGACAUUAUACCUUCUGAAUAUACCACUGCAUUAGAGUGUCACAAACUUAUUCUAGAAGAAAAUUGUUUUGUUUUUAGAUGACAAAACUCAGUGUGUUUGCAUGUGUUUAAGAAAAAAAAAAAUUAUUUA
Messenger RNA from Polyodon spathula (Mississippi paddlefish), 1813 nucleotides. RefSeq names its product glutathione S-transferase 3-like. NCBI's taxonomy places the organism in Eukaryota, Metazoa, Chordata, Actinopteri, Acipenseriformes, Polyodontidae. The transcript is spliced from 4 exons. Gene Ontology annotation, molecular function: glutathione transferase activity. The record is from RefSeq and is a predicted model, not a curated record. Gene Ontology annotation, biological process: glutathione metabolic process. Bases 210 to 728 code for a protein of 172 amino acids.